Exaiptasia diaphana is the source of this 1931-nucleotide messenger RNA. RefSeq lists its product as uncharacterized. The record is from RefSeq and is a predicted model, not a curated record. Lineage: Eukaryota; Metazoa; Cnidaria; Anthozoa; Actiniaria; Aiptasiidae. The transcript has 4 exons. Bases 1 to 1692 code for a protein of 563 amino acids.
AUGAAUGUUACAAAUUCGUCAUUGAUUCGUAAUGCAUCGAAAGAAGUAGAUUUAAAACAGUUUACCGAACAGACAUGUGAGUAUAUUGCUGYKGGGGGUGCAGGGUURUUCUACGCCGCUAUAUUCAUCUUAAUGAUACUGUGCAUCCGAUAYARCUACUGCCCUAARCCCGAAGCUWGUAAGGUGUUAUUUCUUGUUGGCACUGCCGUUAUGUUACUUCAUAUUUUCACGAACGACAAAUAUGAAGAUAUUCAUGACUUGAAAGUGAAACUAGGUGUUGAGAUCUCGAUCAACAUUAUAAUUGGCAUAAUCACGCUUUUGAUGAUCUUGUGGAAUUUCAAAAAGCGGCCAAGCCUCAACUGCACUGAAAAUUGUCCUAUCCGAUGUUUAAAUCCAGACCAUAAAGAUGACGAGGUGUACAUGAUAAAAMAGCUWAUUCCUAUGAAAUUUGUUGGWCUUGURACUCUCUUAAUCGUGAUCAUUGAAACUGUCUUCUUGGUGAAAACUGUWAARGAAAACCAUCCAAUGAAAGUACUUGUGCUGGCUGGUAAAACAGUGUAUCUGAUUGAAAAGUCAAUCCAGGCAAUCGUUUACUGGUCACUUUGUAAAACGCGGUGUGUGACRGAAGAUAAGGUCAACCAAGCACAAUUCUACUUCAAAGUGAUGUCGUUCUACAAUGGUGUAAUAUGGCUUGAUUSGAUGGUGAACACUGAGCAUGACUUAAUCCUUGCCGACGUUAAAGAUAGCRGGCAACCGUGGGUUAAUAUCUUUGGGACACUGUACAAAGCCUGUAUCAUUGACUACCGCAUGAUGUUUUGCUUGGUGUACUUCGAGCAUGACUUAGCACUGUUUAAUCAUGAAAACGUGCUUGAGGUAAACAACUCGAAAACUUUACAGAGAAGUGGUUUUGUGAACAAUCUCCUCAAUUUCACCUCCAUUGGAUCGUUAUUGGGCUUUCUCUGCUGUGUUUUACAGUUCAGCAGUUUUGCAAACUUCGUCAAAGACUUCGAUACUGGUGCAUGGAUUCAUAGCUUGACGAUUAUAGCUGAAUUCAUUAUCUCCAUUUGUUGYUGUAAACUGCUGAUAAACUUAGCAAGAAGCAGAAACGGAGGAAGUGACCAUAGUGAAAGACCGCACCGUCUUAAACUUGUGUUAUGCUGUUUUGGUGCCGUCGGCUUUGCCUACUGGUUCUACGCUGCAGUUUUUGUGACAAGCUGGGUCACAUCUAACCAUGUUUCAAACGACUAUGUCAGUUGGGUAUGUGCCAAGCUUUGGUUUCGAUKUUGCACAGCUUUCUUUCUAAUCUACACAUUCAAGCAAACGACCGUUGRAAAUAUGACAGCCAGGGCUUUUGUCAAUGUUAAGAGUAAUCACUUUCUUGUUGGAUGCUUGGCUCCUGGCCUGUUCUCGGAGUUUCUUGGUGCUGCACUGGACCAGUAUGUUGGACCAAUUGUAGGGCGAUACAAGGAGGAAGUCACGACAACAAGCUUCAAGAUUUUUCUCGAAGUCGGCCCUGCUCUCUACUUAGCUUUCUGCGUWCAUGCAACUCUUCACUUAUUUUCAAUCCAGAGAAAAAUGAAGGACAAGAUAAAGGAGGUACAACCAGARCCAUACCCCUUGAUCAAUGAAGAUCGUUUCAGUCGACGAAUGUGGUCUGCAUUACAUGAAUUCGAAGAUCCAAGUAGUACAUAGCGAUGAUGAAGUUUUAUUCCAAUCAAGUGAAUCUUGAUUAAUWAAACAAGGAUAAAGCGCUUGUCCGUAAACCGUUGAAGGAAUUGUUAAGGCUGACGCAAACACUUUCAAUAUUUGUUGAACGGCUGUAUUGRACGCUUUUGUUGUGUGAUUAUUUUUUAGAAUUAGCAAUGUUAAUAACAAUUUGUUAGUAGUCUAGGUGUGUUAAUUAACAAUUAGACCUCGAGGUCCAGUGGACU